CUUCUCACAAUCCCCCUCGCCUCUCUCUCUCUCUCUCUCUCUCUCUCUCUCUCUCUCACACACACACACACACCCCCCCGGAUAUUUAGACCCAACACUGCCGGAUAUUAUAGAUUAUACCCAUAUUCGAGUACUGUUCAGAGGGAACUAAGUCUUGAAGAUGACCAUGAGCAACAAUAAUAUGGGGCUGUUUGGGGACACGACACUAACCAAGGUGUUUGUCGGAGGGCUGGCAUGGGAGACGCCGAAGGAGGCUAUGAGAGAGCACUUUGAGAAGUACGGUGAGAUAUUGGAGGCCGUGAUCAUCUCUGAUAAGGUCACUGGCAGAUCCAAGGGCUACGGAUUCGUGACGUUCAAGGAGGCUGAAGCAGCUAAGAAGGCUUGCGAGGAUGCUACGCCCAUCAUCAACGGACGCCGAGCCAACUGCAACCUGGCUUCGCUCGGAGCUCGGCGCCCAAGGUCGGCUUCCACCACCCCUCCUCAACAAGGAUCCAACGGUGGAGCAAGGCCUGCGACAGGUGCACCUGCAAAUCAAGUGCAAUGGUACUAUCCGGCGGGGACACCUCCAUCGCCCUUUCAUCACCAGCCCCUUCCUUUCUAUGGGUACUCUCCCACCUACAUUGCUACAGAUCAUAUCAGUUACAAUCAUAAACUAAGCUACACCGGCGGGGCGUACAUGAAUGGGCAUUACUCCCAAGUGUAUCCGGCGGGGCAGGCUAUUGUGGGUGGAAACACGUUGAUGCCAAUGUACCCAUAUUACCAUAAUUACCACCAAUCACAAACAAUGGGACUUCCAGCUCAUAUCUUCUCGCCUUCAGCAGCGAGACCCAUGAACGCAGUCCCGGCAAUCAUGUCAAAACCACCACCAAUUGCUCCCAACACAGUUUGCUUGGCUGUGGAAUAGGUACAGUUGGCGCAGGUGAGAGCUUUAAAAAGGUUGGCACUUAGAUGGGAAUAACAAAGGAGGAGGAGGUGGUGGCUGCUCAGAACAAAAUUAUUAUCUGAUCUGUUGUGGCUCUUCUUUCUUUCCAAUUUUAGGCCUUUUUUUUUUUCUUAAUUUAAUUCUUAGGUGCUUGAUAAGAUUCUUUCAUUUCUCAUUCUCUAUCUAACAUCUCAUCUUGAGCUGUAAACCACUAAACAAAUGCAACUGAAGUCCAUGCGUAUAUGUAAUCACCCCAUAUAAUGUCUUGUGGGUUGCUUUUCAGAGCUUCAGUUUACUUUGCUACAUAAAAAGCCUGCAUUUCAAAUA
Molecule: messenger RNA, 1249 nt
Organism: Carya illinoinensis
Lineage: Eukaryota; Viridiplantae; Streptophyta; Magnoliopsida; Fagales; Juglandaceae
Product: probable RNA-binding protein ARP1
Exons: 6
Coding region: 161-904 (247 amino acids)
Molecular function (GO): RNA binding
Source: RefSeq, a predicted model, not a curated record